GAUUAGCGGUAGUUUUGACUAACUUUGUUACACUACGAGAUCCUACUCAAAACUAGCAAAAUGCCGUUUAUGCAAAGGAGAGUGUACAAAAUGGACAAAAUGCAGAAGGCAGAGGAAAGAAUCAAGUCUAAUCCCUGGGAUAUCGAGGCAUGGAGUGUUUUGUUGCGUGAUGCUCAAAGCAAAAAGAUUGAUGAUGCAAGGGAAGUUUUUGAACGUAUUGUUACACAGUUCCCGGUAGCUGGUCAGUAUUGGAAGAUUUAUAUUAAUCAAGAGAUGAAAGCCAAAAAUUAUGAAAGGGUCGAAAAAUUAUUUCAGCGUUGUCUAGUUAAGAUACUAAACAUUGACUUAUGGAAAAUAUACUUGCAGUAUAUUAAGGAAACUAAAGGAAAGCAUCAAUCUUUUAAGGAGAAAAUGGCACAAGCUUAUGAUUUUACUCUGGAUAAAAUGGGCUUAGAUCUUAAUUCUUAUUCAAUAUGGGCAGACUACAUAUCCUUUCUUCGUUCAACUCAAGUUCAAGGUUCAUAUGCAGAAAGUCAAAAAAUAACUGCAACUAGACGUGUGUACCAACGUGCAAUUGUUACACCUAUGCUUGGUAUCGAAACUAUUUGGCGUGAUUAUUGCAUGUAUGAAAACUCAAUUAAUCCUCUUAUCGCGAAAAAGUUUACCGAGGAACGUAGUCGGGACUAUAUGAACGCACGUCGUGUAGCUAAAGAAUAUGAAGUUAUUACAAAAGGACUGUCCAGAACUAUGCCGUCAGUGCCACCCCAAAAUACACCGUAUGAAGCUAAACAGGUCGAACUAUGGAAGAAGUAUAUUCAAUGGGAAAAAGAUAAUCCAUUGAAAACAGAAGAUAUCAUCACAGUCACAAAAAGAGUAAUGUUUGCCUAUGAGCAAUGUCUUUUAUGUCUUGGACAUCAUCCAGAUAUAUGGUAUGAAGCUGCUAGCUACUUGGAUCAUGCAAGCAAAAUUUUGGUUGAAAAGGGAGAUCAAACAACAGCUAGACAAUUUGCCAACGAUACAGCGGCAAUGUAUGAACGAGCUAUUGCUUUACUCAAAACAAAUAUGAUGUUAUAUUUUGCUUAUGCCGAUUAUGAAGAAGGUCGAUGUAAGUACGCAAAAGUUCAUUCUAUCUACAAGAAGUUAGUUUCAUUGGAGAAUAUUGAUCCGACACUACCUUAUAUACAAUAUAUGCGAUUCGCCAGGAGAGCUGAAGGCAUAAUGUCUGCUAGAUAUGUGUUUAAACUAGCUCGUGAUGAUUCACGCAUUACUUAUCAUGUUUACUGUAGUGCUGCAUUAAUGGAAUAUUUCUGUAGUAAAGAUAAAACUAUUGGACAUAAAAUAUUUGAGUUAGGCAUGAAACGUUUCGGUGGUAUUGCGGAAUAUGUAUUGUGCUAUGUUGAUUUUAUGGCACAUUUAAAUGAGGAUAAUAAUAUACGAGUGUUAUUUGAACGAGCUUUAGGAUCAAAUCAAAUUACACAAGAACGUGCACGUCUUAUAUGGGCUAGAUUUCUACAAUUUGAAUCACAGGUUGGUGAUUUGGCUAGUAUUCUGAAAGUGGAAAAACGACGUUUACAAGCAUUGGAUAGUUCGAAAGAAUUUUCAAGAUUAGAAACCGCACUUCUGAUUGAUAGAUAUCGUUUCCUAGAUUUAUUACCAUGUACAGAUUCAGAGCUUAGAUCUUUGGGUUAUCGAGAACUGACUCGCUUUCAGCUGGCUGGAAUUGGCAAAGGUUAUGAUGAUAUAUUGUGCGGUGUGAUCUCUUCCCAUGGAGCUGCUGGGGUCUCUUUAGGAUCCACACUAUCUGGUGUCUCUGGUGGUAGUGCGGGCGUAGUCGUAGGUGAUGCUCUUGGUUCAACAAUCAAUGGAACUGACCCAAGGCCAACUUAUCCGCAGCCUGAUGUCAGUCAGAUGUUACCAUUUAAACCGAAAGCUUAUCCACGUACUGGGAGUCACCCAGUAGCUGGUGGUGAAUUCCCACCACCACCGGCUGCUUCCUCUUUACUGAAACUAAUUCCACCGCCACAAUGUUUUCACGGUCCAUUUGUUGAUGUAGAUAAAUUUUUGGAACAUUUCCUAGAAUUGGAAAUCCCUGAUGAUUAUAUGGAAGUUGUUGCAGGUGAAUCUGAAGAAUUAGCUACAAGUAUUGACUCUGGUACAGCUUUAUCCAUUGAAUUGGCUAGUACAGCGACUUCCGCUGCCCCACUUUUAUUGGCUGCUCGUAAACGUCGACAGCAAAUAGCUUUAGAUAGUUUAGCUGGACAUGGUAACCGUGCUUCUGUGGCUAAUCAAUCUAAAUUGCGUAAACGAACAAAUCUAAAUGCAUUUGGCGACUCUGAAGAUGAGAAGAAGAGGAUGAUGACGAUGAUGAUGAUGAUGAUGAAGAUGAACGUGCAGCUGCCUUAUUAGGGGGUCAGAUUCUUGGCUCUGGGUCAGAGUUAAGAAAUCCUUUGUCGGCUGCUACUCUCGGCUGUAAUGUACCUAUGGAUUUAUAUAGGUUACGGCAAAUGCAAAGAGCUAAAUAACGUAUUUUUAACGUUUUCCUCCUUUGAGGGGAUUCCAUUUGUAUAAAGUUUGUACUCCCUUUAAAAUAUUGAUAAGUUUUUGUAAUUUUAUCAAUAAAUGUUUCUUUAUUU
Messenger RNA from Schistosoma mattheei, 2633 nucleotides. Lineage: Eukaryota; Metazoa; Platyhelminthes; Trematoda; Strigeidida; Schistosomatidae. The record is from the annotation of a GenBank genome assembly.